Messenger RNA from Lates calcarifer (barramundi perch), 3199 nucleotides. It is a transcript of the gene ecd, whose product is annotated as ecdysoneless homolog (Drosophila). Gene Ontology annotation, cellular component: nucleus. NCBI's taxonomy places the organism in Eukaryota, Metazoa, Chordata, Actinopteri, Centropomidae. The record is from RefSeq and is a predicted model, not a curated record.
AAUGCGCAUUAUGUAAUAAAUGAUUAGAUUUUUCGUUAAAUCCGCGAGCGGAGAGUCUUAUUUUUGAAUUUAAUUUGAUAUAAUGUGGGUUACUGUAUCUGUAGAACUGUGGAGUUUAGUUAAUGUUAACGGUAGGAACUGUUAGUUGUUGCACGCUUGGGGGUAGUCGAGUAGAAUUUGCAGUAGGACCUAAACAGUGACAUACGGCAUGAUAGUAACGUACAUAGAAAUGAGAAAUGUUUCCUGGCUUGUUUGUGUCUUUGAAAUCUCACAUUGAUAUCACAUAACAUUUUAAAACAAAGCAAGUUAUCUUACUACGAUGGACGCCCUGCAAAGGAGAGUGAUACAAGAGGACGUGGUCCAGUACAAACUCUUCUUGGUCCAGCCAGACGGUUCAUCUUCACAGCAAACUGAGGAACAUCUCUCACAUCUAGUAAAGGAGGUUUUGGCAAAGGUUGCCCCACUCUUGAUCCAAUACAUCUGGCAGCAUCAGGCAUUCAACCUCAAUUAUCAUCCCGAGAAAGGAGAUGUCCCUGCUCAUAUUGGAGGCAGCACUCAGUUUGGGGACAAUGUGGAGGAUGAGUGGUUUAUCAUUUAUCUCCUGCAGCUAAUCACAGAAGCCUUCCCAGAGCUUGCAGCCAGGUUGAAGGACAAUGAUGGGGAGUUUCUUCUGAUUGAAGCAGCAGAUUUUCUCCCCAAGUGGCUGAAUCCAGACACCAGUGAACUCAGGGUCUUUCUAUACAAGGGAGAAUUAUAUAUCCUACCCUGCCCCUCCAAAUCCAGUCCAGUGGGCAUCUCAAAGGAUGUUGUACCCAGUGUGGCACAAGCUCUGGCACUGCUCUCCACCCACCCAGACGCCUGUCGGGCAAGUCCCAAGAUUCGCUCAGCACUGAGGAAACGACUAGAGGGGUACCCAGAGAAGAUUAAAACGAGCCUCCACCGCGCCCACUGCUUCAUACCUGCUGGUAUUGCCACUGUGUUGGCACAAAGACCAGACCUGGUCGCCCCUGCGGUGUCAGCUUUCUACCUGCGAGAUCCAGUAGAUCUGCAGGCGUGUCGGAGCUUCAGGACCUUUCCUCCCGAUACAAGAGUCCUUAGCUCGGUGACAUUCACUCGUUGCCUGUACGCCCAGCUGCAGCAACAACAAUUCACCCCAGACCGGAGGAGCGGCUUCACCCUGCCUCCUCGCUCUCAUCCCCAGUACAAAGCUCAUGAGCUUGGCAUGAAACUGGCACAUGGCUUUGAGAUCCUGUGCUCUAAGUGCAGGCUGCCGUCAUCAGAGCCCGAUGCCCCCGUCAGCUGCAACCCUCAAUGGAAAGGCUUCAUGGACAGUCUAAAAAGGAAUGGCUAUUUCCGGGGAGAACUGGAAGGUUCAGCCCGUUACAGAGAACUGAUGAGAUCUGCAGAAAACUUCUUCAAACAGUCCAUUGCCUCAAAAUCCAGUGCUUUGUCCCCGGGUGAGGAGGUUCUCCAGCUUCUCCACAGCUGCAACUCCCACAGCUUGGAUGAGCUGAAGAAACAAGAGUCACAGCUCCCCCCAGAGGACAGUGACAGCUGGCUGGAUAUCACAGCUCAGGAUUUGGAGCGUAUGUUGGAGGAGAGGAGUGGUGGAGGGAGGGCUGAUGUUGGCAGCCAGAGCUCCAGCUCCACCAAACAGACGCAGCGUGUCGGGGUUGCAGAGGAGGGGAGGAAGGAGACAGAGGACAACAAGGAAGAAGAGGAGGCUGCUUACAGCCUGGUGGCAGUCAGUCAGGGGAUGAAGAACUUCCUCAGCGCCAUGUCGUCACAUGAGGGUGCUGAACUGCCCUGGAGCAGCUCAACUCAGCCUUUUAGUUUUGAGCCUGACUCCAUGGCUAAUGCACUGGACAGACUGCUAGGAAGUAAAGAUGAAGAGCUUGAUUCAGACGAUCUAGAUGAUGAUGAAGAUGAUGAUGAUGAUGAUGAUGAUAAUGGGGAAGAGGAGGAGGAAGCCAAAGAAGAGGAGUCCUCUGAUCAUGUAGAGAUGAACGGGACAGAAACAUUAGACAGUCUGAGAAAAUACAUGGAUCAAAUGGACCAGGAGCUGAUGAGCACUAAUAUAGGAAAAAGCUUCAGUCAAACUAAUUACAACAAGGCAGACUUGGGCAAUGGCUCCCCUCAUCCCUCUGCUCCAGGAAGUGUCCCAAGGGAGGGAGAGACAGGGGAGGAGAUCCAGCCUCUUGAUGUGGACUUAAACCUGGUCACAAACCUGCUGGAGUCCCUCAGUUGCCAGGACGGGCUGGCCGGACCGGCCUCCAACCUGUUACAGAGCCUGGGCUUACACCUACCACCCAACUCCGAUUCCUCGUAACAAAUAGUAACUAAUGAUUGUGGCAGUAUUUGGCAGGCCUCCCUUCACCAAUGAAAAGUGAUAAAUAACACCCAGCAAGGAGCAGCAUCUAUAGCUGUUAGCAGAGUGCCUUCAUUACAAUGAUGGUGCUUUUGUUGCAGAAAGCACUCAUUGCUCACUGUAAAGCUGUGUUCCUUAGGACUAGCAGACACCUUGAAGACAUUUCCUAUUACACAUUUGAAAAACAAUUCUAAUUCAUGUUUUUAAACCUGUUUACAGUUUACAUGUAAUACUAAGUGUGCACAAGGGCAAAAAGGAAAGGAAACUCCAGUUUGUGCACAUGAUAGAUUUAGUUAAAAAAAAUAACAUUAAUUGAAAAUACAUGUAAAAUACCAAAAGAACAAGAGAAUUACUGACAAGAUUCCACAAGUUUUUUUUUUUUUUUUUCAGAUGAUAGCUUUCUGAUUCAUCUAUAUUAGUGAGCAAUCCUCACUGAUUAUCUAUGAUGGGGUCAUAUGUAUGGCAGUGUACAAAGAAAAGAAAAUGUAAAAAGAAUCCAUAUAUGUUCAGUUUUGGUUGCACUGUACAUAUAGAUUUUCAUCUCUAAGAUGCCAUGAAACUUUAUGAUGAUGAUUGUGAAAACCAGGUCUCUCUUACAGUCUUGUCUUGUGAUCUAAAAACUCAAGUUUCUGACAUCCAUGUUUGUUUAAAGUGACAGUAAACUGAAAGUGAAAUGUCUGCCAGCAAAUUAUGACAAACCCUUUUGAUCAAGUUCACUGUGGACUUUUAAUACAUGCUGCUAAUGUCUGGAUAGAUGUAUUGAUGUUGGUUUUUAACAGCACUUACAUUCGGUUGUAAGAAACAGAAUAAAUAUUUUUGCAAAUAAACUUA